GCGGCGGCGGGCGCGGGCCUGGCUGGUUCCGAAGCCGACGCCGUCUCUCCUGCCGCGGGCGCGGCAUGCCGGCCGCCUGAGGCCGCGCCGGGCCGGGCCGAGCCGGGCCGGGCCGUGCCGGCUCGCCGCGGAGGCGCAGGGCCCGGCGGGGGAUGGUGAGGGCCCGGCGCGGGCAGCCUGCCGCCAGACUCCGCCCCCUGCCCGCCGCAGCCUCGGCCCCGCAGCCCGGCCCCGCGGGCAGAGCUGCCGCCCGGCCCCGCCGCUCCGCCAUCGCGGGGACGCCCCGCCGGGGUGUGGAAAAAUGGCAAAGAGAAUUGCAGAGAAGGAAUUGACUGACAGAAAUUGGGAUCAGGAGGAUGAAGCUGAGGAGGUGGGAACUUUCUCAGUAGCAAGUGAAGAAGUCCUGAAGAACAGAGCUAUUAAAAAAGCAAAGCGCCGAAAUGUUGGAUCAGAGUCUGAAAGUGGAGGUGCUUUUAAAGGUUUUAAAGGCUUUAUAUUGCCUUCUGGAAAAGGAGGAGGUGGCUUCAGUGGAUUUGGUAAUGGUGCAGGAGUAAAGCCUUUAGAAGGGCUGUCUAAUGGGAGCAGUAGUGUCUCUAGCACCCCUUCUUUCAGCAGUUUGAAGACCACCUCUGAAACACAAUCAGCAUUUGGAUCCACAAUGUCCAAUGGUCCUGCUACUACUGCAUUUACUGAGAAAAAGGCUGCAAGCCCAAAUGCCAAUGGUGGCAGUCAACCUUCAUCUAGCUAUGCUCAGAGUAAAGUUUGUAGCUCUGGUGUUUACCACAAACAGUUAGCAGCUUUAAACUGUUCUGUGCGUGACUGGAUAGUUAAGCAUGUCAACACAAACCCACUAUGUGACCUGACACCCAUCUUUAGAGACUACGAGAAGUACUUAGCAAACAUUGAACAGCAGCAUGGAGGUGGCAGUGAUAGUGGCUCUGAAAAUGAAAGCAACAAGACACCUGGAUCUCAGGCUGUUUCUGCAUUUGGGAAUUCCAAGCUGCAGCAAGGAUCAACAUUUUUGUUUAACAACAAAACUGAGGAUGCCUCGGACAAAAAACCUGAAGCUGCAUCAGAGAAAAAAGACCCAUCCUUAGGAGCUACAUCAACUGCCUCAUUUAAUUUUGGCAAGAGUGUUGACAGUUCUGUUUUGGGUUCCCUUGGUUCAGGAACUCUUAGUAGCUUCUCAUUUUCUCCUGGAAAUUCAGGUUUGUUUGGAAAAGAUGCAAACCAGGCUAAGCCUGUCACUGCAGUAUCCACCAAUGUACUGGAGGCUCAGACAGAAAGUGACGACAAAGGAGGAGAAGAGGAGGAAGAAGAGCCACCAAAAGUCAUUGUUAAUGAAAUAAAAGAAGAUGAUGCUUUCUACUCAAAGAAGUGCAAACUGUUCUACAAAAAGGAUAAUGAAUUUAAAGAAAAAGGUGUAGGAACAUUACACUUAAAACCAGCAGGAAAUGAAAAAACUCAACUCCUAGUCCGAGCAGAUACCAAUUUAGGAAACAUACUGUUGAAUGUUCUAAUUCCACCCAAGAUGCCAUGUACAAGAACCGGAAAAAACAAUGUUCUUAUAGUUUGUGUUCCUAAUCCACCAAUUGAUGAGAAGAAUCCAGCUGUUCCUGUCACUAUGUUAAUAAGGGUGAAAACAAGUGAGGAUGCAGAUGAGUUGCACAAAAUCUUACUGGAGAAAAAAGAGGUUUAAAUAAGUUGCAGUCAAUGAUUUGAAGAAUUAUUGCCAAAUUGCUGCUGCUCUAUUUUCUUUCAUAACUUCACUUGAACAUUUAAACUCUUUACUCUGAUACUGAGAACUGUUACAGGAAUUCUGGAACAAUUCUGUGAGGAAAAGCUAGCUAAUAAAAACUUUACUAGAACGUGUGUUGGACUGUGCUCCCUCAUUUUUCAGUAUCUAAAUGCAGAACCUCUUCUGGAUAACUCGCACUGAUUUAAAGCAUGUAUUUUUAACACCAAUCAAUUUGACUGAAUGGACUGAAAUCAGAGUACAAAAAUAAUGGUACCAGAGCUUCCUCGCAGCCUGAUGCAAUGCAAGAAUCUCCUGUUUUGAGAAGGGAGGAUGUGGAAGUUUACUGUUGAAACUGUUUCUAGACUCCAGAUUUUUAAUUGGUCUGUCAGAUUUUGGUGGGACUAAUUUUUCAAACUGUCAGUGACAACUGUGUACCCCAGCAACAAUGAUAUUCUAUAUUGUACUGUGUUGUAAUUAUUACAGACUUGUGCUUUUGGAACUCGGAGACCGCAUCUCCAGAUAUUUAAAAAAUCUUGCUUGUGUAGUCAACAUUAGUGUUUCUUGGAGAAGAACUGUCCGUUCUGUUCUUACUAUAGCAACAAGCUAAUGAUGUGCAAUAGUACAAGCAGACAACUGGAAGACUGUUUUGACCACAACCACAGCUGGCAUUCCCUGACUUCUGACAAGUUGGAGGCAAAGGCUUGCACUUCCAUUAUGGUCCCUGCGAGGUAUUUUUCCCUAGUCCUUUGGGCUAAAACUGAAACCCAGCAGAGGCAGAGUUGUAAAUGUUGUACUUGUCUUGCUGCUAGUACUUUUCUGAAGAUAGCUCUUUUCACAAAAAAAUUCAGGAUUUUUAUAGAUCUUUGUAUUGCCUCUGGCCAUUACCAAGAAUACAUGCAUAAAUGUGUGUGUCAGUAAUUAUUUUUCCUGUGUGCUAAAACUACAGUGCUUUUACCGCAUUACAUGAAAUAAUGCAGGACAAGCUUUCUGUUGCAAAAGUAGGGAGCACUGGAUUAAUCCUUAAUUUAGUUUUCAGCUGUAUUAAAAUUAACCACAUUGCAAUAAUUUGUGGAUCAGAAAAUCAUUAUGUUCUCAGUUUCCAUCUCAAUGUUAUCAGACCUUGUUUGGUUAUUUAACUAUUUUAUUUUUCAAAUCUUGUUUGCUGGAAACUCCUUCCAUGAUCAUUGUUUUUCUGCUUCACUUCCAGCUCUGGAAACUGUCCCAAGAGCUAGAUGUUACUAGGAAACUUGAACUGCUGACCAGCUUUGGAGAGAUGGAAGGAACAUGCCAACCUGCCUCUGGCUAAUGCAGCACAGAGGAAAAAUCCCAUUCUUUAAAAAAACAGCAUGACAGUUAUCACAGGGGACCUGGCAUCCUGUGGGUAGGGAAAAAGUAGCGCCAGUUGCUGAGGUGCAGCACACCUUACCUGCUCCCCCCAGCUGCCUUUAGUCCUCAGUUGCUGCACAAUUCAGGUUAUGGCCUUUUCCCCCCUCUUUAUUAAAAGAAGGAGAAACAUUUUAGGAGCUAGAGCCCUCUUGACCUAAGUUCCAAACCAAAGGCCUUUGCUCAUGUUUCAGCUACACUGAGAUCACAGGAGUUUCAUUUUUAACUCUCAAGGGUGAAGGGAGCUGAGAUACAAUUGCAAAUACUAUUUGAAACAUAAACUGGUGCCUUUUUUUGUGGUGUUUUUGUUUGUUUGUUUUUUGUUUUGUUUUUGCAUCUGGCUCAGUACUUAAUUAAAAGUAAGGGACAGCUUUCCUCAAAAUAAUGCUUUUUGUUUUAAAGUCUUGCUGGUAUCUACAGCAGAGGCCAAAAGCUGAAGGCUGACAUGUUAAUCACAUAUGAAUGAAAAGCAGAACGUUGCCUGAAAGUUUGUUACAGGCUCAAGUUUAGUUUCUAAGGGCUCAGUUAAUUUUUCAUUUGUCUUUUGUCUGCAGUGUCUUCUACCUGUCUCUGUGCAGAAAGGUCUGUAGGUUCAAGUUCUGGGUGCAGUGGGUGGAUUUGUUUGUAGGAGCAACUCCCUACAGAUUUUAUCAGUGGCCUUGGGUUUGUGUUUGUUUCCUUCCAGAAAACUCAUGUUUCUUCAUCCACUGAAAUGCGGACCAACUAAUACAAGUGAGAGAGAAACAACUUCCUACCUCUCCUUAAUGAUUUGCAUCCCAAGUGAGGUGGCCUCAGGGGUUUGCCCACCUGGAUUUGGCCCAGUUCUAAAGCUGAUAAACUUGAGUCCCAGUGCAGCUCUGUCAAGUUUUCAAGGGUGGACACACUGAGGGUGAGCAGAGAGUGAAAGGAAAAGUAGAAUAAUAAUAAAUUGUGUUGGAAAAAUUAAACCUUACAAUAUCCAUGGUAGCAAGCAGUAUCUUCUAUUGGCUGUGGGAAAAACUAAUUGAGAUGAGACACCUUAAUUAUUUAGCAAUGUCUGUAUCGGUAAAGCCAGGGGAAGGUAUAUAAUUGGAAUUUCAUGUUAAUUAGAAGUCAAAUAUACGCAUAAACAUGAUUUUAAACAUUUUACAUUGGGAAAGUUGCCACUGUAUGAAUAGGGAAGAAUUUUACUUUAAAAUAUAUUUUAACUGAUGUCAUUCCUAAUGACCCUGCAAUUAUUUGGACUGUGAAACAAAUAAUACACUUGGUGGUGAUUUAUAAAGCACAAACCCUCUCCAGUUCUGUUCUAAAAUUUUUGAUGAUGCUUCAGUUUCUAGUUCCAAAACAUUAAUAUACAUAAAUACAGUAAAAAGUCAGAGAUAAUUACAAAGAAAUAAAGGCUCAAAAUGGGUUAAAAGCAAAAUUUAGUGAAGAGCAUAGAAAUCAAUAUACUAAUGCCUUCAUAACAAAGCAGCACGUGCUAUUCAGGGAAGGAAUUUUGAUCAAUUCUAACUCAAUGAGGCACUCCUGUAUCAUGGUAGAUACUUGCUACAUUCAACAGCUGGAUAUCAAAUACCUGAUGUUAAAGAUACAAGUUUCCUCCCUAACUUGUGUUAAUGCCUUCACUGUUUAAGCUGUACAUAGGUGUUGGGAGUGUCUUAUGCACCAUGCAUUCUUCUGCUGUAAUUUUGAAGUUUCUUUCCCUCUCUCCUCCCCAGAAUAGAAAUUCAAGAUCUCUGCUUCUUUUUAUUGUCAGAAUCAUCUGUAAGAGAGAUUAUUACAGUUGGUUUGAAUUUUAUUUUAAAACAUUACAUUGCUAUAUGCAGGGUUUUUUGUUGUUUUUAAUGUACUUUAAAUAACCUCUUUGGGAGCACAAAAGCGUGUUUCUAUAAUCCCUUUUGGUUGAUGGAUGUGAAAGUUUAAACAAAUUUCCAGUCGAAAUGAACAUGUUGUAGAACAUAAACCAAUGAGGAGGUAACGCUUUACGAUGAAGAAGUUCAGCCCCCUUUGCAGCACUGUCACCUUUAAAAUGUCCUUAAAGACUUCCUUUCCAAUGCCUCAACUUACUUGCAUUUGCUAAAAUUUUGUAGCUGGUGCCUGUGUGCAGAAAUGAACCAACAUUAAACAGUUUCAAGUGGCAAUAUAAACACUGAAUGUGAUGAUUGUUAAUUGAGUUCAAACUACUAUUGAAUUUUUCAGUGGAUACUGAAGUUUCACAUAAUUUGUCAUGUAACAAUGUUUUCAUUAGUUCUACACUGAGGAAGCGUACAAAACUCCAUGGAAAAUGUGAAUAAAUGAAUGGGAGAGAA
This is a messenger RNA of Apus apus (common swift), 5409 nucleotides long. RefSeq names its product nucleoporin 50 (gene NUP50). Gene Ontology annotation, cellular component: nuclear pore. The coding region runs from base 302 to 1699 and encodes 465 amino acids. The transcript has 8 exons. Gene Ontology annotation, biological process: protein import into nucleus. NCBI's taxonomy places the organism in Eukaryota, Metazoa, Chordata, Aves, Apodiformes, Apodidae. The record is from RefSeq and is a predicted model, not a curated record.